Messenger RNA from Salvelinus sp. IW2-2015, 1157 nucleotides. Its product is annotated as CCR4-NOT transcription complex subunit 8. Gene Ontology annotation, cellular component: CCR4-NOT complex; P-body; CCR4-NOT core complex. Lineage: Eukaryota; Metazoa; Chordata; Actinopteri; Salmoniformes; Salmonidae. The record is from RefSeq and is a predicted model, not a curated record. Gene Ontology annotation, molecular function: nucleic acid binding; poly(A)-specific ribonuclease activity.
CUUCAAGAGAGAGUGAAGGUGAGCUUUUUUCUUCUAUACUGCGCCUGCGUAAAUGUUUCUAUGACUUCCGAUAGCAGCAAGUAAGCCAACGUUAACCAGUGACGUUAGCUAUCAAGUACUAGCAGUAGCCCCAGCAGAAGUACAAGAUCAUACGACGGAUCAGAGUUUUUUCUUCUUCACCAGACUGCUCCCCGAAGGUGCUGCAGAAUUAUCGGUCUUUUCAGUCCCUUCCUCAACCUGCAAAAAUGCCAGCCGCACUUGCAGAUACCAGUCAGAUUAUCUGUGAGGUCUGGGCAAGCAAUGUGGAGGAGGAAAUGAGGAAAAUCCGACAGAUAAUUCAAAGCUACAACUCCAUUGCCAUGGACACAGAAUUCCCCGGAGUAGUAGUUCGACCCAUUGGCGAGUUUCGCAGCACAGUAGAUUACCAGUACCAGCUCUUGAGGUGCAACGUGGACCUUCUGAAAAUCAUCCAAUUGGGACUGUCGUUUAUGAACGAGGACGGAGACUAUCCUCCUGGAACAACAACAUGGCAGUUUAAUUUCAAAUUUAAUUUAACAGAGGAUAUGUACUCCCAGGACUCAAUAGACCUACUCCAGAACUCUGGCCUCCAAUUCAAAAAGCACGAGGAAGAGGGGAUCGACACACUCUACUUUGCUGAGCUCCUGAUGACAUCUGGUUUAGUGCUGUGUGAAAAUGUCAAGUGGCUCUCCUUUCACAGCGGGUAUGAUUUUGGCUACCUGGUGAAGCUCUUAACGGACACUCGCCUACCUGAGGAGGAACAUGAGUUCUUCCAGAUCCUCAAUCUCUUCUUCCCUGCAAUCUAUGAUGUGAAAUAUCUGAUGAAAAGCUGUAAGAACUUAAAGGGAGGACUCCAGGAGGUGGCUGACCAGCUGAACUGAAGAGGAUUGGGAACAGCACCAGGCCGGUUCCGAUUCACUGCUCACAGGGAUGGCAUUCUUUAGGAUGAAAGAGGUACCUAUUCUAUUCUUAAUGUCUCCUAUCUUCCAUGACAUUUUCAACAUUGUGCUUACACCUGUCAUGUCCUUUCAAAUCAUGGUCAGGAAGGAAAUUAACCUUUUUAAAUUGACAGUCCCAGUUCAAGAUGUAGAAACUAGCCUUGAUGAUGGGGACGUGCAUCUUGUUGGAGAACCUGAGUU